AUGGAUAAUGACAGGAGUAUUUCAAUGAGUUAUAUGGGUUUGGGUACAGACUCCCCAGCAUCAAAAGAGUCUAGUUCCUCAAAGCUGGAGUACAUGAUAGAAUUAGUUAUAUAUUCCCAACUUGUAAUUUCACUCUUUCUCUGUAUUGGAAGAACCGACUAUAACUUUACCCUUUAUUUAUUAGGGUAUGGAGUAUUUUGUGUGGAAAUACCUCCUCUGGAUGUGAACGGAUUAAUUAGGAAAAUCACAGGUAUAAGAAGAUUUCUAAUGCUAAUAAUACUUGCAACCGUUAUUGAGGCUAUUUGGCUUUCCUUUGCAAUUUCUGCGUGGUUAUGUCCAAACAAUCAAAGUCCUGACGUCUGUUUUGUUGAAGACUUUCAGAUGAAUUGGGAAUCUAAGCUACACCAGUACAUUAUUUGGGGAUCCAGUAUUAACUUCAUCCUCAAGUUUGUUUUAGGAACUCUUUGUUGGAUGUGGAUUGACAAAGAGAGAACAAAACUUGAGGCCAUUUCACUGAAACCUUUAAUUUUCUUUUGGUAA
Messenger RNA from Cryptosporidium ubiquitum, 540 nucleotides. RefSeq lists its product as uncharacterized. The transcript has a single exon. Lineage: Eukaryota; Apicomplexa; Conoidasida; Eucoccidiorida; Cryptosporidiidae. The record is from RefSeq and is a predicted model, not a curated record. The coding region runs from base 1 to 540 and encodes 179 amino acids.